UGGAAAUUCACCAUUAAAUCUCUUAAAAAACCCUAUCUUAGAAUGUUGUUCCCUCCCUCACGGUUCUCGAUCUUGUGACAUGGCUACCACACCGCAAUGGGAAUUCUCCUGUGACAUGGAAAUAGAUUUUGGAUCUGAAGAGAAUGCUUCCAUUGUAUUUUCUGCCUUAGCCGUUGACAAAGAGUUGCAACCCGAUAAAGUAAAACGACUCAUGACAGUGUCUGAUGGAAAGCUAUCAGCGCACUUUGAGGCAACAGAAGCCAGGUUUCUCCGGGCAUCAUUUAGUGCUUUUGUAGAUGUCAUGACACUAGCCACGAAAACUAUUGAAGAAUUUGGUCAAGGAAUGAAGUUGUGACGUACAUCUCCUUAUCUUUGAAUGUUGGAUUGUUCUAGUGUACUAUAAGUUAACUUCUACGGUCUAAAUGUACCCAUGUUUGUUUCUUUCAAGCAGGAAAAUUUUCAGAUUUUGUUUUUAAUUUUUAUACAUAUGAUGUUUCAAGGGUGUAAUAUGUAUUGCUUAGUCACUCAAAUCUACUACUACUAUCUACUCUUAAUUCCUGGAUACUAAUCACUGAAACAGAUUAACAUGA
Molecule: messenger RNA, 590 nt
Organism: Cajanus cajan (pigeon pea)
Lineage: Eukaryota; Viridiplantae; Streptophyta; Magnoliopsida; Fabales; Fabaceae
Product: transcription factor
Cellular component (GO): EKC/KEOPS complex
Source: RefSeq, a predicted model, not a curated record